Symbiodinium sp. CCMP2456 is the source of this 858-nucleotide messenger RNA. The record is from the annotation of a GenBank genome assembly. Lineage: Eukaryota; Dinophyceae; Suessiales; Symbiodiniaceae.
AUGGGCUCCUCAGUUUCAGCCUGUGGGAACCUUUCCACUGCCGUAGUUCUGGGUGGGACAGAUGCUCUGGUAAGCCUGCUUCGGGCAGUUUCUCUGGGCAUCGUGGACCUGAUCGAUUGGGUUUGCUCGAGCGGGAGGAACACCAGUCGCAACAAGGUGGCCUGGCAUCCUCCGCGCUACUCCAACACUCCGGUCUACGCAUCCGAGAACUCGAUUCUCGGAGAUUUGGAUGUUGAGAAGACGAUGGCGCAGAGCAAGUUCCCGAUCCCUCCCGAGAAGCUCAUCGCCAUGGCGAAGGAGAUCAUGGGUAGCGAAUUUGGAACUAAACAGGGGGCGAAGGCUGACUGCCUGGCAGAGGAUUUCCAGUUCGUGGCACCCAUCAUAGGCCCGCUUGGGAAAGAGGAGUUCAUGAAGGCUUUCGGGUCUUUCAAGCUCAAGGAGGCCGUGCCAGAUUUGGCAGACAACAGCUGGUUUCAGGUAGACCCCCUGGAGCCGAAUCGAGUUUGGUUCUUUGCCCGUGCCACAGGCACACACACUGGCACACUGAACUUUGCUCGCCCGAUCCCUCCCACAAACAAGCGCAUUGAGGCUCCCCCGCAAGCACAGUCUAUGCUCUUCAAUGAGCAGGGACAGUGCUACACUCUGACCGUAGGCUAUUGCAUGGAUAAGCGCAUCGGGAAUACUGAAGGCCUUGGCGGGGUCUUUGGCAUUUUGAAGGCAGUCGGACAUGGACUGCCUUUCCCCGAGGGACAGCGCCUGUACACUCCUUCCUUGCGAUACGAAGCAUUCGAGCGCGUCGCCAAAUUUGCCGAAGCUUUGGGUUUCGGCCCGAAUGCCCGACCGUCUCCGAGGGAGUGA